Messenger RNA from Nannospalax galili (Upper Galilee mountains blind mole rat), 1346 nucleotides. RefSeq names its product class II histocompatibility antigen, M beta 1 chain. Lineage: Eukaryota; Metazoa; Chordata; Mammalia; Rodentia; Spalacidae. Gene Ontology annotation, cellular component: late endosome membrane; MHC class II protein complex; lysosomal membrane. The coding region runs from base 231 to 1016 and encodes 261 amino acids. Gene Ontology annotation, biological process: antigen processing and presentation of exogenous peptide antigen via MHC class II; immunoglobulin production involved in immunoglobulin-mediated immune response; immune response. The transcript is spliced from 6 exons. Gene Ontology annotation, molecular function: MHC class II protein complex binding. The record is from RefSeq and is a predicted model, not a curated record.
GACCACUCGCCCUGCAGCAGGACACCCGACUUGGUUGAGUUGGUAGGUGUAGGUUUAGAAGCUGAGUAACCCCGUGUCACUCCUGCAGCGAGGAUCAAGGGACCUUCUUAACACCGCAUUCCCCCCAGCGGGUGGGGAUCGGCUAUUCAGGCUGGGGCAGGAGAGGACCCGAGGCUCCUGCAAGAGCUGGUCCGGGGGCCCGAACUCCCUGCACCUUCACAGACCAGAGCAUGGCUACACUCCUGCCACUGCUCCUGGGCCUCGGCCUGGGCUGCACAGGAGCAGGUGGCUUUGUGGCUCAUGUAGAAAGCACCUGUCUGCUGGAUGACAAUGGGACUCCAAAGGACUUCACAUACUGUGUCUCCUUCAACAAAGAUCUGCUGUCCUGCUGGGAUCCAGAGGAAGGACAAAUAGUCCCUUGUGAAUUUGGGACACUGUAUAUGUUGGCCAAAUUAAUUUCGGAUAACCUUAACCAAAAUGACAACCUGCUUCAGCGUUUGAGGAAUGGGCUCCAGGAUUGUGCCACACACACCCAGCCCUUCUGGGGGUCACUGACCCACAGAACACGACCACCAUCUGUGCGAGUAGCCCAAACCACUCCUUUUAACACAAGGGAGCCCGUGAUGCUUGCUUGCUAUGUAUGGGGCUUCUAUCCGGCGGACGUGACCAUCACAUGGAUGAGGAACGGACACCUCAUCGCUCCCCACAGCAGCACUGAGAAGACCGCCCAGCCCAAUGGAGACUGGACAUAUCAGACUGUCUCCUACCUGGCUUUGACCCCCACCUAUGGGGACAUCUACACCUGUGUGGUGCAGCACAGUGGGACUCCGGAGCCCGUCCGUCAGAACUGGACACCUGGGUUGUCCCCAGUACAGACAGUGAAGGUUUCUGUGUCUGCAGUCACCCUAGGCCUGGGCUUCAUCGUCUUCUGUAUUGGUUUGAGGAGGUGGCGGAAGGCUCGGAACUCCAGCUACAUCCCUCUCCCUGGAUCCAGUUACCCAGAAGGACGACACUAGAGAGCAGAACCCAACAACUUCCAGUGACGAGGAGAUUCAAACUCUUAAGGAUGCCUCCAUGCUCCCCAACAUCUUCUGUAUACCCCUAUUUUCUUAAAGUUCCUCUACCCAGUUCUUUGAAUUUUCCAGUUCCUGUCCCCUCAUGUAAAUAUAAGCAGUUUAGGUGACUCAUUUUUGGAGAUAUUCUGCAGUGAAAUUGUCCAGGGCUAUACUUCUGGGGUGAACAUAAUAUGAGAAAGGGGUUCAAGGCCCCCCUGAAGGCCCUGUCGUUUUACAGAGCAAGUCACUGAUGCUUACUCUUAAAAAAAUAAACUGGUGGAAUUACUGGUU